AUGUCUGCACAAUGGAACGCGACGCCGGCGAGUGCUGUCGUUGCUCCUCCUGACGAAGAAGGCGCGUUCUGCAAUCUCCUGCAGCGCACCUCCUCCUUUGGGGCUGCCGAGCCACGGACGAAUCAGCGGCGAGGAGCCCCAAUGACCCGCGUCCGCCGCUAUACCGCGAAUGCCUCAUGUCCUGGCCCGCCCAAAAGUCUAUUCAUCGUUCCAUUAUCGCUUCGAGAACCGUCGCCCACGCCACCAAUACCGCUGUGCACCUCCAUCAUGGCUGCACAGCCCAGCACAACUGCACGCCUGCCCGUCGACACCCUCUUCACCCAGAGACUGCCUAAGAUUGAGGUACUGUUCCAGCCUCCUUGGUUCCGAGUCAAAGCGCCAAGCGACGCUCAGACUUCCGUUCGCUGCAUUGCUAAUCCCGCGACUCAGCUUCAUGCCCACUUGACCGGCAGCAUCAGUCGCCAGUGCCUGCACGACAUAUGGCAGACAAAGAGGGCGCGCCAUCCUGCCCUCGACCUGCAAGACCCUCUGGUAGCUAUUCCCACGGGAAAGGUCGACUAUGAUAUCAAAACGUUCUUCCCGCUGUUUUCCUCGUACAUAUACCGCCUUUGCAGCGAUUUGCCCAGUGUCCAGUAUUCAACCAAAGUUGUGCUGCAAGACUUCCAAAAUGACGGUGUCGUCUAUGUUGAGCUUCGAACAACUCCAAGAGCAAUUCCUGCAGAGAAUGUAACCAAGGAAGAUUACGUCAAGACCAUCUUGGAUAUACUAAAGGCCCACAACGACGAUGCUAACAACACGAUGCGAGCUUUCCUCAUACUGUCCAUCGACCGCCGCAACACCGUCGCCGAGGCAGAAGAGGUGAUUGAUCUCGCCAUCAAGUAUCGGUCUGCCGGAGUCGUCGGUGUUGACCUCUGCGGCGACCCAGCGAAAGGUGACGUGCGCAUUUUCGGUGACAGCUUCGCGCGAGCAAAGGCUGCAGGACUGAAGAUCACGCUGCACUUUGCCGAGAGCGAGCCUUCGUCUUCAGACUUGGAGCUGCAGACGCUUCUAUCAUGGCAGCCCGACAGAAUAGGUCACGUUAUACAUGUCAAAGAAGAGUUUCGAAAAACUAUCGAACAGCAUGAUAUCGGUGUUGAGCUGUGCCUCAGCUGUAAUGUGCAUGCUAAGAUGAUCACGGGUACUUACUCGGACCAUCACUUUAGAAUGUGGCGGCAAUCCAGUGUUCCGGUCGCACUGAGCACUGACGAUGUUGGUGUUUUUUGCAGUCCUCUCUCGCAAGAGUACUAUCUUGCAGCGCAGCACUUUGACUUGAGCCGUAACGACAUCAGAUCACUUUGCGAGCGCGCAAUCGAUUCAAUAUUUACCGGUCCGGAUGAACAUGCCCGUCUCAAGCAGAUCUACGCGACUUGGGACGGAUGGGUGUUGUGA
This is a messenger RNA of Alternaria arborescens, 1428 nucleotides long. RefSeq lists its product as hypothetical. Gene Ontology annotation, biological process: inosine biosynthetic process; adenosine catabolic process. The coding region runs from base 1 to 1428 and encodes 475 amino acids. The transcript has 4 exons. The record is from RefSeq and is a predicted model, not a curated record. Lineage: Eukaryota; Fungi; Ascomycota; Dothideomycetes; Pleosporales; Pleosporaceae. Gene Ontology annotation, molecular function: adenosine deaminase activity.